Messenger RNA from Linum trigynum, 2753 nucleotides. The record is from the annotation of a GenBank genome assembly. Lineage: Eukaryota; Viridiplantae; Streptophyta; Magnoliopsida; Malpighiales; Linaceae.
UACAAUGUGUUACAAACUACAAAACAAGAUGGAAACAAAAAAAGAAGAAGGAAAAGAGCAAAAUGUGGGAUAGAGGCCCACUCCCCACCCACGUGGCAUUUCAUUGGGUCUUCCAUCUAGUAAAAUCUUCCAAAUUGUGAAAUAGGGGCUGCAUUCAUGAUAUGAGAAAUGGGAGGUGCCACGUCAAAAUGGAAGAGCUUCCUGAUUUAAUUUGAGAUUCAGAUUUUGUAUGUUGUCUUUCAGUCCGGGUCAGAUCCAGUGCUUAAACCUAAAAGUUUAAGCAUAUGCUUAAACCAAUUCUAUUGGUUGGAAGUAUUCUUGUUAAUUUAUUACAGGUUGUUAGUUAGAUUAUUAUUAAGGGUAAAUUAGGUAUUAGGAAAAAACUACUAAUUAAUAGAAAGAGAAAAAACAAAAAAUAAAAGCCUAAACAAUUUUGUAUUUGUACCACCCGCAGCCCAUCCUCCCGGCAUGGCAUCAAUCAUCCUGUCGGCUGCCGCCAUCCACCCACCGGCGACAACGUCUAGAAUAGGUGAUCGCGCCAACGCCGGCCAGUCCUCCUAUCGGCAAAGGCCGCAGUCUCUCCUACGCCAUCAUUCCUCUGCCAUUCCUAUGCCGACAACCCGUCCACCAUCUCGUCGCCAUUCCGCCGCCAACAUGUCGAUAGUAUUUAUACACGGAGACUUCUGUUAUGUCGUCGCCCUCAGCGGGAUACCGGACGCGCAUCCGCCGUUAUGCAUAUAUUUGAAUAUCGUGUUCGUGUGUAUAUAUUUUGUUGCUAACGUUUUAUGUUUUCUUUUUGAAUAAUGAUGAGUUAUCAUUAAUAAUGUUUUUCAUAUCGUUGAUGAUACAUCCCCGAAACAUUUGAUACGAGAAUAGAAGAUUGUUAACAAUGGGCCAAGAACCGUUAAUAUUUUAAUUGGGGGUAACCAUUAAAGUUAUAUGAUUUGUGAUAAAAAAACAACAACGAGAUAUCGUUAACAAUAUUUUUGUAUGAGCAAAAAGUUAUUAACAAAACGUUAAUAAUAAUUUUGUUAUAUCGUUAAUGAUACAUCGCAUAACCAUUGAUAACAUUUCAUUAGAUUGUUAAUAAUGUGCUUAAAACGUCAAUAAUUAGAUUUCUUGUAAUUUUUAAUAUUGAUUACAAUUAAUUACAUCAAUGUUGAUAACAUUACAUUAGAUUGUUAACAAUGGACUUAAAAUCGAUAACAAUGUUACAACAAAACAUUGAUAACAAAAUUGAAAUUCAUUGACAACAAAGCCACAAUUAUUAAUAAUGAAGUGAUUGUUAACAUUACAUCAAUGUUGAUAACAUUAACCUUGUAAUAAAAGUAUGCUAAGUUGAUAGAGGUAAAAAAUCGUUAAUAACGUAACAACAAACCAUUGAAAACGAAAUUGAAAUUUGGUGACGGUCAAGCCAUAAUCAUUAAUAAUGAAAUGAUUCAAUAUUAAGUGUCAGAUACCACAAAAAAUGUUAAAGAAACUGAGGUUUUCCAUUCAAAAUAUAACAAAUUUAACAACCAAACUAUCAACAAUGCUAUUGUAAAUCCUUAAUAUCUUCUGUGUAUUUUGUUGACGAUGGAAGAAUAUUUGUUACUAAAAGGCAAUUUGCCAUUAAUUGUUGACAAACACAAAACGUUGACAACAAUGUAUGUUUUAAGUUUUAACACAAAAGAUUAAAGCCAAUUCACCAUUAAUUGUUCACAAACAGUACUACUCGACGGCCACAAGCGGCCUCGGUGACAAACAAACUCGGCGACGACAAAGAACACCAGAAGGUAAAGCGACGACAACAACAAGAAGCUCCCUAUUUGUUAAGCAACGACCGGCUCCUCGACGAUGACCAACUCCCUCUUCGUUAAGCGACGACGACGAACACCGCGCUAUCCUUCCUUGACGAUGGCAAGCUCCCUAGUCGAAAUCAUGAACCUUCCUUGCCGGCCGGAAACGAAAAGGCAGAAGGAGAGCUGGCACCCGUAGGGAAGAGAAAAGGCAGAUUUAUUUGUUUCGUGAUUCACGUUUAGUUUCCUUUAAUUGUGGAAUUAUAUUAAAUUUUAAAUAAAUAAAAUACAUGAUUUACCUCAAUACCCUUAAUUAAUUACUAACUAAUAACUCCUAUUAACUACCUAGUUUACUAAUAGCCAAUAGUAUUGGUUUAAGCAUAUGCUUAAACUUUUGGGCUUAAGCACAUGAACCUAGGCCCUUUCAGUGGGAGUAACUACUUCUUUCAUAGCUUUAAUUUGAGAUUCAGAUUUUGAAUCUCUAUAAAUGGGUAUAGAUAUGACUGGUUAAGGUGACCAGCUUUACACGGGAAACGCAAGUUAAGGGAAACAUAAUCAACUUGAAUUCGAGAUAGCUAUUCGACAUUUUAGUUAAAGAUUGAUUCAAUCAAACAAGAGAAACUGUUCAUCAAUGAUAUAAAUCCAAAUCCUGAGCAUUCUUGAUAUGGUAUAUAAUCAGCUAACUACUAGGGGUGGCUAUACGGUCCGGUCCGGUUAAAUUGGCCCGAAUUGAUCUGUUAGUAAACGGUAUAUGAUCCACAAUUGAACCUCUCAACAGCUCGAGUUAUUGGGAUCAACUGGUUCUUGACAUGGUAUCAGAGCUUUCUGUGACCGUGAGGUCUUCUGUUCGAUUCCCGGUGACCCCCAUCUGUUUCUGUUAAGCACACGGUGUCCGGACCUGUGCCUGUCCAAACUUCAAGCCUAUCUGAAUGGCUUGAGUUUGAAGGGGGGUGUUAGUAAACGGUAUAUGAUCCA